AUGGGUGCAAGGCAUCGGGUGCAAGGCAUGGGGUGCAAGGCACAUGGGUGCAAGGCAUGGGUGCAAGGCAUGGUUGUGCAAGGCAUUGGUUGCAAGGCAUGGGUGCAAGGCAUGCGGUGCAAUGGCAUGGGUGCAAGGCAUGGGUGCAAGGCCAUGGGCUGCAAGGCGAUGGGUGCAAGGCAUGGGUUGCAAGGCACUGGGUUGCAAGGGCCGCUGGGUGCAAGCAAGGCAUCGGGCAUGGGGUGCAAGGCAUGGGUGCAAGGCCAUGGGUUGCAAGGCAUGGGGUGCAAGGCAUGGGUGCAAGGCAUGGGUGCAAGGCAUGGGUGCAAGGCAUGGGUGCAAGGCAUGGGUGCAAGGCAUGGGUGCAAGGCAUGGGUGCAAGGCAUGGGUGCAAGGCAUGGGUGCAAGGCAUGGGUGCAAGGCAUGGGUGCAAGGCAUGGGUGCAAGGCAUGGGUGCAAGGCAUGGGUGCAAGGCAUGGGUGCAAGGCAUGGGUGCAAGGCAUGGGUGCAAGGCAUGGGUGCAAGGCAUGGGUGCAAGGCAUGGGUGCAAGGCAUGGGUGCAAGGCAUGGGUGCAAGGCAUGGGUGCAAGGCAUGGGUGCAAGGCAUGGGUGCAAGGCAUGGGUGCAAGGCAUGGGUGCAAGGCAUGGGUGCAAGGCAUGGGUGCAAGGCAUGGGUGCAAGGCAUGGGUGCAAGGCAUGGGUGCAAGGCAUGGGUGCAAGGCAUGGGUGCAAGGCAUGGGUGCAAGGCAUGGGUGCAAGGCAUGGGUGCAAGGCAUGGGUGCAAGGCAUGGGUGCAAGGCAUGGGUGCAAGGCAUGGGUGCAAGGCAUGGGUGCAAGGCAUGGGUGCAAGGCAUGGGUGCAAGGCAUGGGUGCAAGGCAUGGGUGCAAGGCAUGGGUGCAAGGCAUGGGUGCAAGGCAUGGGUGCAAGGCAUGGGUGCAAGGCAUGGGUGCAAGGCAUGGGUGCAAGGCAUGGGUGCAAGGCAUGGGUGCAAGGCAUGGGUGCAAGGCAUGGGUGCAAGGCAUGGGUGCAAGGCAUGGGUGCAAGGCAUGGGUGCAAGGCAUGGGUGCAAGGCAUGGGUGCAAGGCAUGGGUGCAAGGCAUGGGUGCAAGGCAUGGGUGCAAGGCAUGGGUGCAAGGCAUGGGUGCAAGGCAUGGGUGCAAGGCAUGGGUGCAAGGCAUGGGUGCAAGGCAUGGGUGCAAGGCAUGGGUGCAAGGCAUGGGUGCAAGGCAUGGGUGCAAGGCAUGGGUGCAAGGCAUGGGUGCAAGGCAUGGGUGCAAGGCAUGGGUUGCAAGGCAUGGGUGCAAGGCAUGGGUGCAAGGCAUGGGUGCAAGGCAUGGGUGCAAGGCAUGGGUGCCAAGGCAUGGGUGCAAGGCAUGGGUGCAAGGCAUGGGUGCAAAGCAUGGGUGCAAGGCAUGGGUGCAAGGCAUGGGUGCAAGGCAUGGGUGCAAGGCAUGGGUGCAAGGCAUGGGUGCAAGGCAUGGGUGCAAGGCAUGGGUGCAAGGCAUGGGUGCAAGGCAUGGGUGCAAGGCAUGGUGCAAGGCAUGGGUGCAAGGCAUGGGUUGCAAGGCAUGGGUGCAAGGCAUGGGUGCAGGCAUGGGUGCAAGGCAUGGGUGCAAGGCAUGGGUGCAGGCAUGUGA
Molecule: messenger RNA, 1638 nt
Organism: Closterium sp. Naga37s-1
Lineage: Eukaryota; Viridiplantae; Streptophyta; Zygnematophyceae; Desmidiales; Closteriaceae
Source: the annotation of a GenBank genome assembly